Dunckerocampus dactyliophorus (ringed pipefish) is the source of this 3014-nucleotide messenger RNA. Its product is annotated as hyccin 2-like. Lineage: Eukaryota; Metazoa; Chordata; Actinopteri; Syngnathiformes; Syngnathidae. The record is from RefSeq and is a predicted model, not a curated record. The transcript is spliced from 14 exons. Gene Ontology annotation, biological process: protein localization to plasma membrane; phosphatidylinositol phosphate biosynthetic process. Gene Ontology annotation, cellular component: plasma membrane. Bases 243 to 2036 code for a protein of 597 amino acids.
CACCAUUGCAGUGCAUACGGAGGCGCUCCUCACUGUCUGUCACAGGCAUCCGCGUGAGGCGAGGUGCUCGACCUGGGUGACCGCCCUCACCAUCUUUCCGCCCCCCGCACUUCCAUCGCGGCUACAAGCUUCACUCCAGGUGGCCAUCAACGAUGUGUGACACUGUCGAAAACCAUUCGCCUCUCCCUGUGGAGGCUUGAGUUGUGGGACACUGAGCCAGCCGAGGAGUGUCUCUGAGGAAGAUGCUGGGUUUCGAGCGCAGUGUCGUCGAAGAAUGGCUCUCAGAAUUCAAGUCCUUACCAGAAACCCACAUUUCAAGUUAUGCAGACAGCCUUCAUUUGAAGAAGUCCUUGGUACCAGCAUUGUACUGCGUGAUCCAGGAUCCCAGCAACGAGCUGUUGGAGCCUGUGUGCCACCAGCUGUUUGAGCUGUACCGCAGCUCGGAGGACCGCCUGCGACGCUUCACCCUUCAGUUUCUGCCUGAGCUGGUGUGGGUGUAUCUGCGAGUCACAGCCAGCAGAGAUCGGCAGAGCAAUGGCUGCAUCGAAGCCCUCCUCCUGGGCAUUUACAACCUGGAGAUUGUGGACAAAGAUGGCAACGGCAAGCUCCUCUCUUUCACCAUCCCUUCAUUAUCCAAACCAUCCAUUUACCACGAGCCUUCGACCCUGGGCUCAAUGGCAUUGACAGAGGGAGCUCUGUGUCAACAUGACCUGAUCCGAGUGGUGUACAGCGGCCUCCAUCCUCAGAGAGAGACCUUCACGGCUCAGAACAGGUUUGAGGUGCUGUGUUUCCUCAUGCUGUGCUACAACGCGGCUGUGGUCUACAUGCCACUGUCCUCAUACCAGUCAGCCUGCAGAAUGAGCUCACGGUUGUGUGUAUGUGGCUUCCCCCGGCAGCAGCAGAAACUCUGGAGGGAACCUUGCAACCGCGUGCUCUUGGACCCCGAGUUCAUGGUGCAAAUGCUGACUGCUGUUUAUCAUGCCAUAUACAAUGGAGAGUGGGAGAUGGGGAGGGAGGCUCUGGAAGACAUUCUGUAUAGAGCCCAGCUGGAGCUUUACUCUCAGCCUCUCCUGUUGGGCAACGCCAUGAAGAGCUCGUUGCCAGACAGCGCUCCGGAUGAGCCGCAGGGCCGCAAAGUGCUGCAGGUGGAGGUGACACCUACCAUUAGCCGCAUCUCCAUCUCGGCCAUCACCACCGCCUCCAUUCGACGCCACCGCUGGAAGAGAGAGGGCCACAAGAAGGAGCUUUUAGAUUGUUUUGACUACUCGAAUGAUGCCGAGUUGAGCCUCACCGUCACUCGUCCUAACCACCAAACCCCAACAGCGAAAGAGCAGAGAGAAGCGGGGCCUCGCAGUCACCACCAUCAGCACCACUACAGCAACAGCAGCAGCAUCAUCAUUCCCCCCAUCACACUUGAGGAUGCUGAUGGUAUGAGCGGCGGCGAGGAUUCCUUCAACGUGAACGAGCCGGAUGAGGGUUUCUCCUCUGGGGCGUCUAACAGCAGCCAGCCCAGUGGCACCAGAGCGGGCGGCGGCCCGAGGGCCAGCAGCCUGAGCAGUAACAGCAGCAACAUCAAGAAAGCCAUCACGGCCCGACUGUCUCGGGAGAGGGAGCGAGACAGACCCGAGCCUCAGAAGCAGGCCGACCUGUCGGCUGGCGUGAAUAGGCAGAGGAAGCAGUCGCCCCCGGCCAGCAUCGAACUGGACGCCAUUCAGCUGAGUCCCAUCAAGAAGCACCUGAGCUUCCCCGCGGGACCCCCUCUGGUACGGACCGGCAGCACCUCCUCCAGCAAGUCUUUCGACUGCAUGACCUUCAGCCUGAACGGGGGCAGAGAGGACCAAGAGGGCGGCACAGGAGGCUCAGACCAGGAAGGGGGGCGUCCUGCAGGCGGCUCUCACCGCCACUCCACCGUCAGCCUGCAGGAGGCUCACCUGCUCAGGCCAGAGGAGACCCAAGACCUGCUGUCCUCUGGAGCCCCCCUCACCAAGCAGUCCCGCUCCCCCAGCUUCAACAUGCAGAUCAUAUCACAGGUUUAACAUGCUGGCACACACACUUCCACAAGCAUUUUGGUUGUGUUUCAAAUUAGUAUCUUUGUUCUGCUGUUGUUGAAAAGCAGCGAAACACAGCUGCUGCAAGUACAAUCCAGUGUCAAAAGCACCCAUCACAUCCUCCCUGAGCAUUCCGGUCUCCUUAAACACAGGAACGUCCUUACGGGAUGCCAUGCUAGCUGUCGUGGUUCCAUGACAUUUCACCAUCGUUUGAUUUCCUGACUGAAUCAGUCGACUCAGCAAUAACGCUCACGCGGAGAGGCGUUCUUGCUCUUCAUUCCCUCCCUAUCUUUCCCGGGCUCACGUGCAAUCGCUCUCGCUUGAUUAUCUUCCUUCUUAAUGGCUGUUUUUAAAUCAGGAUUAUAUACAGUAUACAUUCUGUAUGAGGAGAUGAAUUCAUUAUUUUUUUAUGACAAUCCAAAGAAAGACGGUAGCAUUUUUUGUUGGCUUAAAUACACCAAGAGAUUCCCAACUUGCCACACUUAUUUAUUUUUCUUGAUGAGUAAUAAUCAGAUUGAAAUCUGUAUCAUGCUGUAAAACCAAACUGGAGCUCUUACGAACUGGACUUGAGGAAAUCGCUACUGAUGAUUAUAAUUAAAUGUAAAAUAUACAUAUAUAUAUACAUAUAUGUGUGUGUAGAUGUAAUUGUGUGUGGCGCAUUAUAAGAGUUUUAUGCAGGCUGAAAUGAUAGAAUGGAGCACUUUUUUAGUGAGGCCGUAUUGUGGCCUCUUCUUGCUGUGCUUUUGCUGCUCUCUAGUGGCCAGUGGCUGUCACAGCACAACAGCAGUAAUAUUUUUUCCCACUCUACCUCAUGUGUUGUUCACCUGGAUAAAGAGCCCACUGGAUUUGGACAUAAUCGUACUUGACUUCGUGCAUUUCCUCAAAUAGCGGCUUAUUUACUCACCUUAUUUACUCCAACUGGUAAAAAUGCAUUAGUACGAAAGUAUUCUAUAACAUUCUAUUUUA